AUGCCAUGUUCAACCCCAUCAUCGCAUUCCCUGCUUUCGUCUCCUAACUCUCAAUUGCAUGCGCCAGGCCGUGAGAACGGUGGGCGGCGUGGCGUUGGGUCCGCGCUGACGACCCCAAUCCAACAACCUUAUAACGACCCUUACGACGCCAACGAACCCGUUACGCCCACACCCGCGCAGCGCCAGCAGCAGCGUCCUGUACGAAGAACACAUUUAGAAGCUGCCUCAGCCGGCAUCUCCCCACCUCCACAACUUCGAUUUGCACAGCACCAAGGCAGCGAACAACAGCUCACUAAUGAUUUCGACGAGGAUCUUGCGACUUCAACUCCUGUAGCUUCCAGUUCCCUACGCCACUCUCCCCAAGCUGAGAGACGCCCUCAUCGCGCGCUCCGGAUAUCAAAAAACACUUCGAGUGCUAUCCUUUUUACUCUCGAAGAGGCAUUACGACACCCACAUCCUUUCACGCCCGAUCUGGUUGAGGAGAACGCCCAGAUGUCAGACCUGACUGGUGGGGGUCCUUUAGCACCCGCUGGCAAUGGGCGCGGUAACCAUGGCGGCUUUAGAGGUCAGGAUGUUCCUGGCACUGGCUCGCCCAGCGGGAUCAAGGGUCCGAGUGUUAUAAUGCGCGAGCGACAAGCUAGGGAGGCAAGAAAGCGAGCAGCGCAAGAGGAAAAAGAGGCAAUGGAGAGAGCGAGAGCUGAUGAAGAAGCUCUGAUUAUUCAGGAGACUACCCGCAGAAACGCAGAGAGGCGAGCGGCAACUGCUGGCGCUGCACCACAAAGAGGAAGUGGAGAAGGUGGCCAGCGUGGAUCUGGUGGCACGACUGGUCAGAGAAUCUCGGAUAAUUCCCAGAGAUCAGAUAGGAGAUCAGGUGAUCGAGUAGUGAGUGGUGGUGAACCUGGUCGACAACAAGAGCAACCAUUGCAAGGUGUUGGGAGAGGAGGUCGCGCCGUUGGAGGAGGUGAGGCUUCAGCUUCGGCAAGACCACGUCCUGCGCAAUCACAACAACCCAGACCUGUUCAGCCCGAGCAGCAGCGACCCAGACCUGCUCAACCUCAAGCAGGACCUUCUGCAACUGGACCUUCAAAUGCACCCCCAGGUGAAUCAUCUGGUGCCCAACAAACUCGAUCUUCGUUUCCACAUGCUUUUGAACGCUGGGAAACUUUGUCUGCCCAUUGGGAGGGGCUCACCUCGUAUUGGAUCCGCCGAUUACAAGAGAACAGUCGAGAGAUUGACAGUGAUCCAUUAUCGCAACAACUUUCUCGACAAGUCACCGACCUUUCGGCUGCUGGUGCCAAUCUUUUCCAUGCUGUAGUCGAACUUCAACGGUUAAGAGCUUCUUCCGAGCGAAAGUUCCAGCGCUGGUUCUUCGAGACUCGGGCUGACAUAGAACGAGGACAAGAAAUCCAAGCCAUGUUGGAAGCAAGUCUCACGACCGAACGACAAGAGCGAGGAGCUGCCAUUGAGGCUGCCGUUCAACAGGAACGAGAAAAGCUCAACCUCGACAAACAACUGGCGGACAUGAAGCGUGAACUCGCCAUCUCAAAGGAAGAGGCAAAGAGAGCCUGGGAAGAAUUAGGUAGGCGAGAAGAAGCUGAACGGGCCAAGAUUACAUCGUUACGUGACGGCCAACCAACAUCAAUUGGAGGGGUACAAGUCGUUCCAAUGAUGCAGGGUAUGCCAAUGCGACAGGAUGUCACUCGGGAUAUACCACCAACCCGAGAAGGACCAUACACUGGCGGACCGAUUCCUGCAACCGAACCGGAAGGGCCACUUGAUAGUGAUAUGGCAUAUCAAGCAUACUCGCAGGCCCAACGCGCUGAACCUGCUGAUCCAUUCGUCGAGCAGAGUACAUCCCGAGCCAGUCGAGCAGCAGAGCAACAAGUCACUUCGCCUCCAACAACCUACGAAGGUUACUCGCAAGCUCCAGCAGUGCAACCAGCUUCUUCGUCUGCCUUCUACCAGCAGCAUCAAGGGACAUCUCUUCAUCCAAGUGAACGUGAUCCAACGUAUGAUCAAUCUGUGACUUCAGAAGGUGCGUUCAGCGAGGGAGAAUAUCAGAUUGACGAGCGAGGCCAAUGGAUUCUAGAUGCCAGAGGACAAAAAAUCCCUUAUCCAAUUCCAGGUUCUGACGAGGAUACAGACGAAUAUGACGAUGACCAGGACGAGCAGGAAUUAGCUAGGCGACAGCAAUAUCCACCCGUCUCAACGGGAGUUGAGUAUGGCCCCGGGUCAGCCGCUCCAUCAGGGGGAGCUCUAGCGCCAUCAUCUAUGCCGGCGACUUCAGGUGUUGAUUACAGCGGUGCUGGAUAUGGAAGUGAACCGUCGACGACGGAGUGGAGUGGGGUUCCGCGCCACCAUCACCCUACACGACUGAGCGAUGUCAUGGAGGAAGAUGAGCGUUCUCGUACCAGUGCGAGCCAGAUCAGCCGUCGGGAAUAA
Molecule: messenger RNA, 2442 nt
Organism: Lachnellula hyalina
Lineage: Eukaryota; Fungi; Ascomycota; Leotiomycetes; Helotiales; Lachnaceae
Exons: 2
Coding region: 1-2442 (813 amino acids)
Source: RefSeq, a predicted model, not a curated record